AUGUUGUGGGAUGAGCUACUCGAUCAUGGAGAUGAAACUUUCGAUAUCUCUUUCCCACCUGUUUAUAAUGUACACCCUUCCCUCACGCUGAAUGCCGCUAUUGUACAAACUUGCGACAAUCAGGACAGCGCACUGUCUGAUUCCCUCGUAGACUGCGAGAUUACUCGAGACACAGAUGCGGGCCACGCACGAUUUGCCGAAUACGUGACGAGCAAGACAGUCUCUCACCUGAAUGAUGCUGUAGAGCAUUUUCAGUUGGUUCUAAACCAGUGUCCAAUCGACGGCCCUGACCACGCAAUGGCUCUCACUAACCUCGCGUAUGCGCGCCUUCAAGGGUAUAUUUGCAAUGAUCUUCAAGGCAUCGACUUCACCACUUCCCUCUUCCGCGAGGUCCUUGCAUUACGUCCGCAGGGUCACCCCGAUCACCCAUUAGCCCUCUAUAAUCUCAUUAGAGCAUUGAUAUGGCGCAACAGUAAGGAGCCUACCGCCGUCUACAUCCACGAAUUCGCAGAACUGUGCUGCAAGCUCCUGCCCCUCUGUUCAGAGGGCACCUACUUUCGUAGAAUCGGCGUAGACAAUGCAGUCAACUAUGCUAUCGGCGAAUGCAACGAUCUUCCAAUAGACGCAUCUAAUGAAGGCAUCUACCUUCGACGAAACGUGCUCGAGCUCUGCCAUGUGGGCCAACAACACCGUCCAAAAGUACUUGACAAACUUUCAUGGGCUCUCAGAUCACGCUUUACACAGCGCGGCAACAUUGAUGAUUUAGACGAGAGCAUACAAUUUCGUCGUGAAGCCGUGUCUCUGUGCCCCGAGGGACAUCCUGACCGCCACGACUACUUGAAUAACUUGGCCGUUUCACUUGGUCACUAUCGCUUCAUUCACCAAGGCAAACUUAAUGACCUUAAUGAGGCCAUUUCUUUGCACGAAGAAGCGCUGCGCCUGCGUCCUGUUGGGCACAUAUCUCGUGACGUCUCAUUGGACAACCUAGGGGUCGCCCUCCUCGCCCGUUUCAACAAACACCAUGAUAUCGAUGACAUCGACAAAGCCAUCAGCUUCCAUCGCGAGGCACUGACGUCGUGUCCACCUUGGGAUCUCCGUCGUGACACCGUGCUUAACAACCUCGCGCUCGCGCUCAAAACCAGAUAUGGAGAGUUGCAUGUCAAGGAGGAUCUUAACGAGGCAAUCGAUCUGUUUCGCGAAUCCAUUCAAAUAAGGCGACAUGACCAUCCAGAGCGCCAUAUAAAUCUUCGAAAUUUGAGCUCGGCGCUCUGCUCUCGUUUCACGCAAACUCGGACGGAUGAAGAUAUUGAGGAGGCCAUUAAUCUGUGCCAAGAAUCAUUAGCGGCUUUGCCUUCUCUGCACCCUGACAUGUAUCUCAACUACAUGCGGCUGCAGGAAACCUAUCUGUCUCGUUACCAAGUGCGACACAACCAUGUCGAUCUGUCACUCGCUAUGGAGAACUUCAGAUUGGCAUCGAGACACCCUACUCAGGGCUUACCAUACCGCAUCAUAACAGCCCGGAACUGGGUCGCCGCAGCAGAGCGGUACAAUCAUACAUCUGCGCUGGAGGCCUACAACACUUGUUUCGACCUUCUUGAUGGUCAUCUGGCAACGCGAUCAUCGACAAUUUCACGACGCGAAGCUGCCGCUGCAUUUAGUAGUGCCAGAUCGCUGCCUGUAGAUGCAGCAUCAUGUGCCAUCCGUCGUGACGAUCUACGACGCGCAGUCGAACUCGUGGAGCAGGGUCGUGGCCAACAAUGGUCCUUGGCCUCUCGCCUACGGAGUCCACUUGAAGACCUCGAGUCGACGAAUUCUUACCUAGCUCACACAUUCUCGGAGCUCAGCAAACACCUUUCAGAUGCUCAGUAUUCCGCAGGUAGUACAGACAGAGCUGCUACCGAUCGGGCAACAACAGAGUAUAUGAGACUUACAAGGCAAUGGGAAGCUGCGGUAGCUGAGAUACGUAAUCUUCAAGCGUUCUCGCGAUUCUUGCUUCCGCCGUUGUAUGCAGACUUGCAAGCAGCAGCCCGCCGGGGCCCGGUCAUCAUCCUCGUUGCUAGUGAAUAUUCGUGCAGCGCCAUCAUUCUACCGACAUCAGGAGAGCCCCAUCAUGUUCCUUUACCAUCUAUCGCUCUCACCGAUCUGCAGACUCUCAAGGAUCGCUUCACCAGGGCAAUACGACAAGCAUCUCGGAUGAACCCAAAAGAUUCGAGGAUGGAUCUAAUAGUACUCUUGCGGAUAACAUGGGACGAGAUCAUGCUACCCAUCGUCAACAUACUCGAGCACGUCCUUAAACUAAAGCGCCGCUCUCGAAUCUGGCUGUGUCCAACUGCAGCUUUCACGUCUAUUCCUCUCCAUGCAGCUAAUCCCUUUCUAACAAAGGAAGAUCGCUCUGGGAAGGAGCCAUGUCUGGAGGAUCUCUAUAUCUGUUCUUACACACCGACACUUUCUGCUCUGAUCAGAUCUAGACGGAUGAUGAAACAAUGUAUGCCUCCGUCCUUUGUGGCGAUCGGACAAGGUCAACCGGGUGCAAGGAAAGGCAAGGCGCUCUUGGCUGUUGACAGCGAGCUCGAGCUUGUACGGAAGCUUGUCCCUGCGACGGCCAAGCGUACCACUAUUUCUGGCGACGCAGCCACGCGAGCAGGUGCACUCGAAGCUUUGCAAGAGAACACCUGGGUGCACCUUGCUUGUCAUGGCAAGCAAGACCCUACGCAGCCUUACAAUUCCCAUUUCGUCAUGAGAGAUGAUCAUCUGACGCUGCUUGAUAUUAUGAAGAGAGAUAUUUCGCAUGCCGAGUUCGCAUUCUUGUCGGCGUGUCAUACCGCCGUCGGCGAUAAGGAGACGCCCGACGAAGUCAUUCACCUCGCAGCUGGUCUCCAAUUUUCGGGGUUCAAGAGUGUCAUUGGUACGCUGUGGGAAGUCGACGACGCUGUCGCAAAACACGUUGUCGAAGCGUUCUACGAGAACAUGUUCAAAGAUUCGAAGGAUGGCACCAUGGACUGUACAAAGGCGGCUUGGGCACUCAACUGUGCUACACACGCGGUGAAGACAAAAGUGCCCCUCGAGCAGAGGAUGGUUUUCAUUCAUAUCGGUGUGUAG
This is a messenger RNA of Suillus subalutaceus, 3099 nucleotides long. Its product is annotated as CHAT domain-containing protein. Gene Ontology annotation, molecular function: protein binding. Lineage: Eukaryota; Fungi; Basidiomycota; Agaricomycetes; Boletales; Suillaceae. The record is from RefSeq and is a predicted model, not a curated record. The coding region runs from base 1 to 3099 and encodes 1032 amino acids. The transcript is spliced from 3 exons.